AUGACCCAAACUUGCCACCCACCUACUGCAACAACAGGAAUCAUAGCUGGAUCAACAUUACAGUAUGUUCAGAAAACUGCUUUAGUCAAAUCUCUGGAUGGAGAGUUUCUGAGGAGGACUUGCUCAGCAACCACAAGUGUUGUUCGUUCAUUGGCUCAUUGCAAAGACUUGCAUGUAUUCUUUACUGAAACUAGACCAUAUAAUCAAGGAGCUCGUUUAACUGCUUAUGAAUUGAUACAUGAUUCAAUAUCAUCAACUCUGAUUUGUGAUAAUAUGGUUGCAGCAUUAAUGAAAUCAAAAAAAUUAUCUGCUGUAAUAGUUGGUGCUGAUAGAAUUGUAGCAAAUGGUGAUACUGCCAAUAAAAUUGGAACAUACCAAAUAGCUGUCUGUGCCAAACAUCACAAUGUGCCGUUUUUUGUAGCUGCUCCUAUUAGUACAAUAGAUAUGACAAUAAAAGAUGGCUCAGAUAUUCCAAUUGAGGAGAGACCACAGAAAGAAGUUACUCAUAUUCAAGGUCUUCAAAUUGCUGCUCCAGGAAGAAGACUAAUUUAAAGAACAAGAAACAUUUGCAGCCAAUACCAAAGAGGAUUUGUCAUUCCCAGCAGGUUGAUAUCCUGACUAGACUGAAGGAUAAUAGAAAAGAUAAAAGUCUGUUUCUGGUUUAUGAAGUAGACAACAAGACUGGAACUGAAUCCCAGAAAGGAAAAUUUCCAACGAUUUAUUAUUAAGAAAGGAAGAGAGUAAACUUCAUUUUCACUUUAGUAAAAGAUGAUUAG
Molecule: messenger RNA, 776 nt
Organism: Centruroides sculpturatus (bark scorpion)
Lineage: Eukaryota; Metazoa; Arthropoda; Arachnida; Scorpiones; Buthidae
Product: methylthioribose-1-phosphate isomerase-like
Exons: 4
Coding region: 1-552 (183 amino acids)
Molecular function (GO): S-methyl-5-thioribose-1-phosphate isomerase activity
Source: RefSeq, a predicted model, not a curated record